CAAGUUUAAGCAACAACCAUGGCAGCAACAUCAAGCGUAGAAGAUCAGUUUAGCUUUAACAGCUCUAGUUCCUCGGUUCAAGAGCUUGUCAAAGAGCCUAUCAAAACAAUCCCACAACACUAUGUUCGUUUGGAUCACCGGCAACUUGUUCUCUCCGCCCCUUACGGUGGCCAUCCCUCCCAAAUGCUCCCAAUCAUCGACAUGAAUCGAUUCGUUCCUGGGAAAGAUUUUGAUGCUGAACUCGAAAAGUUGCACUCCACGUGCAAAGACUGGGGCUUCUUUCAGUUGGUGAACCAUGGGGUUAACAGCUCGAUCUUGAAGGAGGUGAAGGAAGAGGUUGAAGGAUUCUAUAAACUUCCAUUGGAGGAGAAGAUGAAGUACAAGAUGAGGGAAGGUGAUGCCGAAGGGUAUGGGAACAUUGAGAGAGAUGAGGGGAAACUUGAUUGGGCUGAUAGGUUUCUUAUGACCACUAACCCUAUCCACAAACGAAAGCCUCAUCUCUUCCCAGAGCUCCCUUCAUCCUUGAGAAAUACCUUGGAAUCUUACAUCUUGGAAGUGCAAAGCCUUGGGAAGAAGCUUCUGUUAUUAAUGGCGGAAGCUUUGAAAAUGGAGGAGAGAGAAAUGACAGAGUGUUUUGAAGAUGGGAUGCAAUCGUUGAGGAUGACCUACUAUCCUCCAUGUCCGCAACCGGAGCUAGUGAUGGGCAUUACGCCUCACUCCGAUUGCUCUCUCAUCACCAUUCUCCACCAGCUUAACGGCGUCGACGGUCUUCAUAUCUACAAAGACGGCGUUUGGUUCCCCAUUAGCUUCCUCCCAAAUGCCCUCGUUGUCAAUGUGGGAGACAAUCUAGAGAUAUUUAGCAAUGGGAUGUACCGUAGCAUAGAGCAUAAGGUGGUACCAAAUGCAGAAAAGGAGAGAAUGUCAGUAGCCUUCUUCAUAAACCCUAAAUUUGAGGUAGGUGUUGGGCCAUCGCCUAGCUUGAUAAACCCUCAGAAUCCUCCAUUGUUCAAAAGAUUUAGCCUGGGCCAAUAUGUUAAGGGUUUCUUCUCUCAAAAGCUCAAUGGAAAAUCAUAUCUGCAACACAUAAGGAUCGCUGAUAAUGGAGAAGACAAAUCUGCCUGAUUUGAGUUGAACCUUCAAAAACCCUACAUUUAUACAUGUAAUAACAUGCUAUGUGUGAUGUGAAAAUAAAUGCAGCUUUGAUGUUAAAUAUAUGAAUUGAGAUGUGAGCCCAGCUGCUACUAUAUAUCUUUAGGGAUUCCUAAGAAAAAU
Hibiscus syriacus is the source of this 1272-nucleotide messenger RNA. RefSeq names its product protein SRG1-like. Lineage: Eukaryota; Viridiplantae; Streptophyta; Magnoliopsida; Malvales; Malvaceae. The record is from RefSeq and is a predicted model, not a curated record. Bases 19 to 1122 code for a protein of 367 amino acids. The transcript has 4 exons.